CCCAAUUCACAACAAGCUCUCUUCCGUUUUUCUUUUUCUUUUGCAGAACGGAAUCCAACCCAUUAGUCCCAAAAGGCCCGAUUCUAAGCGCCAUGGAUGUUCUGUUUGACACAGAGGGCCGGAGGGUUAAUGUUGGUGGUGGGAUUUAUGGCGAUGGUGAUCAUCAGCUUGAAGAUGAUGUCUUCUAUGCUGAGCUUGUGAGGCAGGUCCUGAUCUUAACGGCGGAUGACGACGACUCCUCCACCGCGAUUCCCCGCCGGAACAAUUUUGGUUAUUUCGAUUCGAUGUCACGGACUGCUGCUGGAACUCGAAGCUUGUUGUGUGGUCGUACCGAUUCUGCACAAACUUGGCCGGCGGUGAACAACAUGUCGAGGAACGGUGGCGGCUUUGGUGGUACUGGCGUUUUCAUUCCUCUAACCGCCGCCACAUCCAGGAGAAGGAACGGGAAUAGUAAUGGCAGACGAGGCAGCAGUAGUCACAAGCAGCAACAAGGACAGAAGAUGAUGGUGCAGAGCAAGCACUGACUGUUCAUCCAACUUCUCGCAUUUCUGAUUGUAGAUCUUAGGACCUAGUAGUUGAACACAUUAGCGCAAACCCCUGAAUUCCUAGAAAGUGCAACGCAACUAUGAACAUUGAUUGAUUUCUUGUAAAACCAGUUCGUCGCAAUAACAAGAGUUGUCACUCCAU
Messenger RNA from Linum tenue, 687 nucleotides. The record is from the annotation of a GenBank genome assembly. NCBI's taxonomy places the organism in Eukaryota, Viridiplantae, Streptophyta, Magnoliopsida, Malpighiales, Linaceae.